This is a messenger RNA of Coniosporium apollinis CBS 100218, 840 nucleotides long. RefSeq lists its product as uncharacterized. Bases 1 to 840 code for a protein of 279 amino acids. The transcript has 3 exons. The record is from RefSeq and is a predicted model, not a curated record. Lineage: Eukaryota; Fungi; Ascomycota; Dothideomycetes.
AUGACACUAUUCGGCCGUGAGGUGUCCUCGAAUGAGGAUGAGUGGGUUGACCGCCAUGGCAUGAAGAGAAUGGUGCCGAUGGAGCUGCUGGUGCUGGGCAUGCCACGCACAGGGACAUCGUCGACGGUUGCAGCUCUUCGGAUACUCGGAUACGACGACGUCUACCACAUGACCUCCUGCAUCGAGAACCCUCCCGACUCCGACAUAUGGCAGGAGGCUAUCGCUGCGAAGUGGCAUGGGAAAGGCAAGCCCUUCGGGCGCGAGGAGUUUGAUCAAGUGCUAGGAAACUGCAUGGCCGUAACAGACUGGCCGUGUUCUGCCUUUGCCAAGGAGCUCAUCGAGGCGUAUCCUGAAGCGAAAGUCGUGCUUACCAACCGUGAUCCUGCGGCGUGGUACAAGUCCGUCGAGAGCACCAUAGGUCAAGCCAUAAUAUCGAAGACCCUCACCGUAGCAACGUACAUCGAUCCCGGAUUCAUCGGCCGCUGGAUACCUAUGUGCCGCGCCAUGUGGUCGGCCUUCUACGGUGGCGCCACGCUCGAUCCGACAAUCCUACAACGGCGUUUCGUGGAGCACUAUGAGGAGGUUAGGACGCUGGUGCCGAAGGAGCGUCUAUUGGAGUACAAGGUUGGCGAAGGAUGGGACAGGCUAUGCGAGUUUACUGGGAAGGAGAUACCGGAUGUGGAUUUCCCCAGAGUGAACGAGACGAAGGAAUUUGGGGCAACCAUGGACAAGAUGGUCAAGGGUAGGUUCCAGAAUUUCUUUGCGAAGGCGGCAAAGGUCGUAGCGCCCGUUGCUGUGCUGAGUGUUGCGAUGUACGCUCGAUCAAAGGCGAUCAUAUAA